This is a messenger RNA of Onthophagus taurus, 996 nucleotides long. RefSeq lists its product as uncharacterized. The record is from RefSeq and is a predicted model, not a curated record. NCBI's taxonomy places the organism in Eukaryota, Metazoa, Arthropoda, Insecta, Coleoptera, Scarabaeidae.
GUUAAAUAUUGGAGAUGUACCAAAAUUGGAAAUUGGAAUGCUGUGUAAAUACCGUUCAGAAAGAGUUGCCAUUCUUUCCAAAGUACAGACAUGAAUAUCUUUUUGAAAAUGAACUGAAAAUUACUUGGUUUGAAUCAAACUUUUCACAAUCAAGGUAUAAUUUUGAACACAUCAACAUUGCAAGUAAUGCUUGUACCAUUAUUGUUAUAUUAUUGGCUGCAAAAUGUUUUGAAAAUAAAAUUCACAUGUUUGGCCCAGAGAAAGAUAUAAAUUACUUCUUAGUAAAAGCAUUCGGUGAAUGUAUUUUAGAAGGAAAUGAAAUUCAUCAAAAUUUAAAACAACGAGGUGCUUUAAGUAAUGUUAAUUUAACGGUUCCGGAAGGUAUUAAACAUUCAGGAUUAAAUAAACAAUUAGGUCUUGUCGAAUGGAAAUGCAAAUUACACAUGCAACCCCUUGGUUUAACACUAUAUAAAAACUUAAAGAAAUGCUGGUUACAAUGGUUAAGUUGCAAUCUAAGUCAAAAACGUGAAGAUCUCUACGUGGUACUAAUUUCGGAUUCAAGAAGUGUUUUAUUCAUAUUAAAUUCGACUUUGAAUACGGUAACUUUAAUAGAUUCCCAUCAACAUACGUUUGAUAGAGGGGCUGUAAUUGCGAUUGCAACUCGGCAUAAAAUGAAACAUCUUUGUAAUUGGUUUGGAGAUUUAAUUUACAGUUGUUAUAAAUCAACACCUUUGUUAUAUGAAUUAUCCUUCUUGUAUUUUAAAGGACAACGAGGAGGUAAAUCGAAAAAAAAGCGAUUAAAGGAAAUUUAAUUAAAACAACGAUAAAAAAAUAGUAAAAGGUUAUAUUAGAAAAAUAGUAUUAGAAGAAAAAAUUGUUCAUCUAGGUUUUAAAAGGAAUACAUGCUGGAAGCUGGAAGGUCAACAUGAAAAUCAAAUUUAACGCUAAUAAGUGGAAAAAUUGGAUAAAUUUAAAUAAUAAUUUUUAUUUUCUCCA